ACACCGCAACAGCAAUUUGACCGCAAGGGGUCUGGAGUCAGUUGACGUCGUCGACUCUAGUGAGGCGCGCUGGAGGCGACACGCAGACGUAUUUUGGGGGAACUUUCGUCGAAAAAGCAUAAUAACGCGAACGCAGAGUUUAUGUUACUAACAUUCGUUGCGAGAACAUGCUGGAUCCCUGGUUUUAUCACUGGUUCUUUUCUUACGCGAUAGUCCGUUAGGUAGUCGAAUCGCCAGCUGGAUCAUUUUUGCAAUGCUGCUUGCUGGCCAAAACAAAGUUAAUUGAUAUUUCCAGGGAUUUAAGAUCCAGCGAUAUUUCAUUGGACCAUUUUGUAAAAUAAAGUAAAAUCGUCGUUUGAAUCGUUCACAUGCCCAGCUCGCUGGACUCUAGCUAGUCCUCCGGGGCUUGCUGCGCCCGAAGCCGGGAGAAGAUCGACGCUGCACGGUGUCACCCAACUCAAGAGGAUCGAGCUUCUUAGGCGACAAUGCUUGAAAUAAUGUCCGAACACCAAGAUUCAUUACUGAAGUGCAAAGCAGAGACUCUGCCAUCAGAGAGAAGAAAGAGGACAGUGGAGGACUUCAACAAGUUUUGCAGUUUUGUUCUUGCAUAUGCUGGUUACAUCCCUUCUCCAAAGGAGGAAAGGCCAUGGUCGCCAGCAUCCUCCAGUUCUCCAAACAGCUCUGGUGCUUCAGGUGAAGGCAGCGUUUUAGGUGGAGUGAGUUCUAACAUGGCUCCCAACUGGAGUCACGGCACGUCGGACUUGAACACCAUCCACACGUUCGUUCGCAAGGCUCGUGCCAAUAAGAGCAACAAGAGCAUGCGGCGGCUGUCGUCUGACAGCGCCCUGAUGGACAAAAUGUGUUUAAAAGACCCUUUCUAUGAGGGCCAGGUCGCCAGCAAAGCUGAGCGCAAAAAGGACAAGAAGCUGAAGCGCCUUUCUCUGGGUUCAGGCGCUGGUGACAGCAGCAGCAGCGGUGGCGAGAAGCGUGCAAGGAUCAAGCGCAGUAAGAACCCCAAACAGUCCAAAGCCCUUAAGAAGCUUAAGAGCUCGGCCCAAAGCGAGACAGACUCAGAGAACGGUCUCGGGCAUGGAGAAGAGCAUUUGGACCAGGGAGCAGCGGCAGAGCGCAGACUACAGGCCCAGGUGAAAGAAGAAAAGGAGGAAGCCACCAGAGAGGCCGAUAUGAGUUCCAGUGAGGGAGAGACCUGGAUAGCUGAUGAAGACAUAAUGGUUGAGUCAGGGGAUGAUUCGUGGGAUUUGAUCACCUGUUACUGCGGUAAACCGUUUGCAGGACGGCCCAUGAUUGAAUGUAGUCAGUGCAGCGUGUGGGUGCACCUCUCUUGUGCCAAAAUUAAGAAGUCUAACGUGCCUGACAUAUUUAACUGCCACAAAUGUAGAGACUCUCGACGGUCAAGUCAUAAAAAAGACAGUUAGAUGAGGGUGAUCGUUCCCUCAAAGCUCUGAGUGUUCCCAGUUCUCCAGAUUUUCUAUCCAAAAUGCAUUUUUUCCUCUUUUUCUAGACUCUUUACAUAUUUUACAGUCAGUAGUCUCCAUUUCAGAGUUCACUGAGAAAUAACGUUUGAACUGAUCUCUUACCUCCUGAGUUGGUAAUUGAUCUUGGCUCAUUUGUAACCGUUCCAGAGAUACAUAAGCUAUCUUGUCACAUCAAAUUGUUAUUUUUUUUUUUUUUAUUUAGCAGCUUGCAUACUUAGUAAGUGCCACCAUAUUUCUUUGUUGGAAAAGUUAGAGAACACAGCCACACUACAUUUUCACAGAUGUAUACAAUAUUAGUUACUUUGGUCUAUUUAAGAGUAUAAAAAAAAAUAUACAUAUAUAAAUAACUAUUCAAAAUACAGAAAAAUAUUGUCCUGAUUUUGCCAAAGAGCUGCUGUGAGAGAUGGUGUUGACAGUUGUUACAAAAAAUGUUAUUCCUUAGUGAACUGUCCAGUUGAUCUUUGUUUGAAGACUAAUCAAUGUAAUGUGUUAGUCUGAAUGCCGUUUCCUGUAGGUGAUCAUAAAACCAUUCGAAUUACAACCUCUUAAUUGAAAAUUUAUGUCAGAAAUCACACCUAAAUGGACUUGACCAGUCAGCUAACAUGUAUUAGAUUGUCAAAAAUAAAGCGCUAUACCAGUCAUUUAAGCAGGGAAUCCUUUGCUGCAAUUAUUGAUAAAACAAUUUCUUCUAAUUCUACUGAUAAUGUACAGUAUGUUAACCCAUGUACUUUGUCGAAGAAACUAUCAAAACAGUUUGAUCUUUAAAUACAUGCAAAGUAUAGUGGGGGGGGGGGGGGGUUUCUCAGUGUGUAAAAUUUUCAGAAGAUUUCAGUUUAAUAAGAUGACAAGGCUAGAUUUAGGAGCUUUGCUGAAGCUUUUCUUGAGUAGAAUGGUUGUAAUUAUUGUUUUCAAGACGUGUUUGAGAGUUUUAAACUCUGAGAACUGGUAAAGACUACUCAUUUAUGCUACAAGCUCUUUCUUUUGAAUUAGUUUGGAGACCAUUGUUUAGAUUUAAUUUUGUCCCCUCUUUCUGGUUUAUUUGUGAAGCAAGGGAGACUGGAAAUCCCCAAAAGCCAGACCUCUCUUGCUUCAUGUUUCACUCUGUAAAUAUCACAGAUUUUGAAAAGUGUACAUAUGUGAAAGUGAAGAGAAAAGCAAAGCAGAUGGUAUAUAUAUAUAUUUUUCUUUUUGCAUCCGAUAUUGUUUUCUUUACCUUGAGAAAUAAAACUUUUCUUUAUUGGCCUUAAAA
Messenger RNA from Carassius gibelio (silver crucian carp), 2745 nucleotides. RefSeq names its product PHD finger protein 23b (gene phf23b). Lineage: Eukaryota; Metazoa; Chordata; Actinopteri; Cypriniformes; Cyprinidae. The record is from RefSeq and is a predicted model, not a curated record. Gene Ontology annotation, biological process: negative regulation of autophagosome assembly; positive regulation of protein ubiquitination; negative regulation of autophagosome maturation. The transcript has 5 exons. The coding region runs from base 486 to 1436 and encodes 316 amino acids.